Messenger RNA from Anthostomella pinea, 963 nucleotides. The record is from the annotation of a GenBank genome assembly. Lineage: Eukaryota; Fungi; Ascomycota; Sordariomycetes; Xylariales; Xylariaceae.
AUGCCUGGUCUAUCGAAGCCGAUUCCGCCCCUUUACACCGUCUACAUCCUGCGAUCGACUGUACGUCAUUCGUCACUCUAUAUCGGUUCGACGCCUAAUCCACCAAGACGGCUGAAACAGCACAAUGGCGACGCGAAAGGUGGCGCAGUGCGUACAUCACGAGAGACGCUGCGGCCCUGGGAGAUGGUCGGUAUCGUCUCCGGCUUCCCUGGAAUGGUCGCAGCCUUGAAGUUCGAAUGGGCUCUGACAAACCCUCACCUGUCGCUACACAUCCCUUCCACAUCCCGAAUAACUAUCUCAACGCAGAAGAAGCGCAACGGACAUCCUAAGCGGCCACGACACAGCCUUACCUCGAUCAUCUCGAAUCUUCAUCUCCUGCUUCGCGUACCAAGCUUCGCCAGGUGGCCUUUAGAGCUUCGUUUCUUUGCUCCCGAGGUUCACAAGGCGUGGAAGAAGUGGUGCGACACGGCGAACGAGCCAGUGCGCGAGUCGAUCCCGGUAUACACGGACUUUGGGCCUGCACACACAGAUACCACUGCCGAUGAGUCUGGGCCGAUCACCGGAAUAGACGAACCAUGGGGUAUUCAUGCACUUCCGUUGGACUACAAGCCGUUGAAGGACUACGUGACAAAGACAAAUUCGAUAUACACCUUCGAGAGGGAGGGCUCUUGCGUCAUCUGCCGGGAGUAUCUACCGCCCGGAGAGGGUCUCUAUGCGACGUGCCCGAACACGGGAUGCGAGGGUACGGGCCACGUCUCCUGCUGGAGUCGACAUAUGCUUGGGAACAGCGAUGAAGACGUUAUUCCAAUAUCCGGCCAGUGCCCACAAUGCAAGGGCAAGGUGAUGUGGGGAGAGAUGAUGAAGGAGAUGACGCUGCGAGUGCGAGGCGCAAAGGAGGUCGAUAAGCUGCUCAAGAAGCCUCGGAAACGGACAGCUGAAGUUGCAGCUGAAGACAGCGAAUGA